Molecule: messenger RNA, 1996 nt
Organism: Amyelois transitella
Lineage: Eukaryota; Metazoa; Arthropoda; Insecta; Lepidoptera; Pyralidae
Product: nucleolar protein 9
Exons: 7
Coding region: 88-1995 (635 amino acids)
Biological process (GO): ribosomal small subunit export from nucleus; endonucleolytic cleavage to generate mature 5'-end of SSU-rRNA from (SSU-rRNA, 5.8S rRNA, LSU-rRNA); endonucleolytic cleavage in ITS1 to separate SSU-rRNA from 5.8S rRNA and LSU-rRNA from tricistronic rRNA transcript (SSU-rRNA, 5.8S rRNA, LSU-rRNA)
Cellular component (GO): nucleolus; preribosome, small subunit precursor; 90S preribosome
Molecular function (GO): RNA binding
Source: RefSeq, a predicted model, not a curated record
UCUGACAGUUAAAUAACCUCAAAUUCCACCUGGGUCUAAGUUGUUUUGAUUUGCUAAAAUCACAAAAAUCUAAAUAAAUUAAUAAAGAUGAGCGAUGAUACGACUGACAAUAAUCCAGGCAAGAAGCGGGUGAGGAAGAAACGCAAGAAUUUCUUGGCGAAUGCAAAGAAAUACGCUAAGAAAGGGCAGAUGGGUCGCGGAACUCAAAUGCCCGAAGAAUUGUACCAAUAUUUUGUCGGUAUCUUGGAUGCUAUGAAGCAAGGAAUAGAGGACAGCGAGGAAAGAGUUGCCCUUGUUAACAACGUAUUGGAAAGAACAAAAGGUGUAGAAUUAAAUGUUGUGGAAAACCAACUUGGCUGUAGAGUCAUAGAGAUCCUUCUGCCUUAUUGUUCAGCCGAAGAUUUUGAACGUUUCAUUGAAGUAAUAUCUCCGGAACUACGUAGACUGUGUUCCGAUAAUUUCUCAAGUCACGUAAUUGAGACUAUGUUGCGAGUGGCCUGCGAAAGAGCUACAGAGAGUCUUCAGAGCAAGGAAGAAGAUGAAGUUCCCAAAAAGAAGAAAAAACAUGACGAAUCUGAGCCGAAAUACAGUGAAGAACAUGUUCGGAAAUGUAACGAGUUUACACUAAAGAUUUGUAAAUAUGCGUUGAAUAAUUUAGAAGAUUUUAUGUGGGAUUCGUACGCGAAUCAUAUAUUACGGAGUGCAUUAAAGUGUUUAAGCGGAAUCACGUUACUUCCGGGUGAGAAACCGAAGGUUAACAUUUUCAAAGAGACUGUUGGCAACAAUAAAGGUAUACCACCGCAUUUGACAGAUUUAGAGUACAAAAUUGUACCCGAAGAGUAUAAAGAGUUAGUCAAAGAAUUCGCUAACCGUUUAAUCCUAUGGCCUCAGUUCAAAGAUUUAGCGUAUGAAAAUUUGACAUCAGCAUUCUUACAAGUUUUGUUGUACGCAGUCAAAAAUGUCGAUAAGAAUUUGACUAAAAGUCUUAUUAAAAAGCUUUUGAAUGAGAGCUUCGCUCCAGAAGAUUGGGUGUCAGAGGGAGUUGAUGAGAAGAAGGAGGAGAAGAUAGAGAUUGGUGAUGAUGAUGAUGGAAACGGUGAUGUUAAAGCGAUGAGCUUGCCGCCUGUGUUCGUGAGUCAACCAGCUGUCAGAUUGCUGGAAGCCGCACUAUUCGUGGCUAAGAAGAAGAUGUACACACAGAUAUAUGCUCGCUGCUUCAUCAACCGGCUCGGUCAGCUUGCCACAGUGUCUAUGCUGAACUACACCGUGCAGAGGCUCAUAGACAACUGUCAAAUCAAAGAGGAGUUCGAGCCGAUGUUCGACGAGUUGUCCAACAAGUUCGGCGCGAUCCUCGCAUGCGGCAACACUGGAGUUUUGGUCGCCAUCGCAAAAGCCUGUCACCGGAUCAAGGCGAGGCAAAUGCAGUUUAUAAAUACGCUAGAAGCAGCUCUGCAAUGCUCAUCGCAUGAACACCAGAAAUACUUCGCAGUCCUGUGUCUGAGGUUGUUGCCCAUUGAUAGAGUUGACCUGACCAAACUUGACCAGGAAUACUUCAUCAACGUCCACGGAUCCGUGGUACUACAAAGUGUGCUGGAGUUUCAGCGUCCAGCAAAAGCGGUGAACAGUCUUCUGGAGUUAUCCCCUGAGGAGUUGGUGGUGAUUUUCAAGGACGCGAAAGGAUGCCACGUGAUGGACGCGUUCUGCAGGAGCCAGUGCGUCGGCGUCAAGGCCCGAGACAAGAUCGUUUGGAAACUCAAGGGCCACUAUCAGAAGUUGGCGUUAUCACAAUACGGCUCGAGAGCUUUCGAGCAGCUCUUCCAAGCUGCGAGCGACGAGCAGAAGCUGAAAAUGAUGGCGGAAAUAAGCGACAAAAGCAACUUGUUGAACAGCACGCCUUUCGGGCGGCUGGUGGCAGGCAAACUGGACGUGGAGACGUUCAAGCUGUCUCAGAAGAAAUGGGAGCAGGCUCGGUCGAUAAAACUUGUUAAUAAAUGAU